This is a messenger RNA of Gadus macrocephalus (Pacific cod), 4457 nucleotides long. RefSeq names its product cyclin-K-like. Gene Ontology annotation, molecular function: cyclin-dependent protein serine/threonine kinase activator activity. Lineage: Eukaryota; Metazoa; Chordata; Actinopteri; Gadiformes; Gadidae. The coding region runs from base 130 to 2007 and encodes 625 amino acids. Gene Ontology annotation, cellular component: nucleus; cyclin/CDK positive transcription elongation factor complex. Gene Ontology annotation, biological process: regulation of transcription by RNA polymerase II; positive regulation of DNA-templated transcription, elongation. The record is from RefSeq and is a predicted model, not a curated record. The transcript is spliced from 10 exons.
GAACGUUUUCCAAAAUGGCGGUGCCCUUCUUAGAAUGGGCUCUGCUGUUUAUCUCUUGAUACCAAUUUCAUCUUAAAAGUGGACCUACUUCAGACCGAUUGGAUUCAGUUAGUAAAACACGAAGGAUUCAUGUUAAAGGAGUCCAAGGACACUAUGGCGUCCAUCACGGGCCAAGCGUUUCUGGACCACAUCAAACCUUGUUGGUACUGGGACAAGAAGGACCUGGCCCACACACCCUCCCAGUCGGAGGGUCUUGAUUGCGGCAUUGAGGCCCGCUACCGGAGGGAAGGCGCCCGCUUUAUAUUCGACGUGGGAACCCGACUUGGCCUACAUUAUGAUACGCUGGCAACAGGCAUCAUCUACUUUCAUCGCUUCUACAUGUUCCACUCCUUCAAACAAUUCCCCCGAUACGUAACGGGUGGCUGCUGCCUUUUCCUGGCCGGGAAGGUGGAGGAGACGCCCAAGAAAUGUAAGGACAUCAUCAAGACGGCCCGCAGCCUGCUCAACGACGUGCAGUUCGCCCAGUUUGGAGAUGACCCCAAGGAGGAGGUGAUGGUGCUGGAGAGGAUCCUUCUGCAGACCAUCAAGUUUGACUUGCAGGUGGAGCACCCCUACAUGUUCCUGCUUCGCUACGUCAAGCAGCUCAAAGGGGACAAAAGUAAGGUGUGCAAAGUGCUGCAGAUGGCAUGGACCUUUGUCAAUGACAGCCUGUGCACCAUGCUGUCGGUCCAGUGGGAGCCCGAGAUCAUCGCCGUGGCCGUCAUGUACCUGGCAGGCCGCCUCUCCAAGUUCGACCUCCAGGGCUGGGUCUCGAAGCAGUCGUCGCGCCGCUGGUGGGAGCAGUUCGUCCAGGACGUGCCCGUGGAGCUGCUGGAAGACAUCUGCCACCAGAUCCUGGACCUGUACUCGCAGGGCAACAAGCCCAUCCCCCAGCAGAUCCAGGAGAAGGAGCGUGCCCACCCCCAGCCCCAGCCCCCCUCCCUGGCUCCCCCAGCCCCGCAGGCACCCCCGCCCGGGGCCAACCCACCACUGCCCCCACAGCCCAAGAAGACCUCGCCCCAGGGCGCCAGUCCCGCCCUCCCACUCAAACGGCCCCACGUGUCCCCAAAAGAUGAACCCAAAGCUCCAGAACCUGUUGGCCUAAAGAUCCCUCGCCUGGAGAGCCCCCAGCCCCCCCAGCCCCCCCAGCCCCCCCUGCCCACCUCCCUGCCCCCCCCAGGUGAGUGCCCCGACAGCCUUCGCCGCCCUCUGCGCGUCGGCGCGGCUCUCGGUGUAACCCCGCGGCCCCCUAACGCCUCCGCCCUCGCCUCUCUUUGCUCCGCAGAGCGCCCGGCCCCGGCCCCGCCCGCCGAGCCCGAGCCGGUCCCCGAGGAGGCCCCGCCUCCCCCGGCCGUCCCGCCCCCCCUCCCCCACCGCCCGCCGCCCCCGCCGCCCUCCAACUACAUCAUGUCCACCACCAGCUCCUACAUGUCGGGCGAGGGCUUCCAGAGCCUGCAGUCCCUGAUGAAGACGGAGGCGCCCGCCUACGCCCCGCCCAUGCCCCCCGCCUACGGACACCCCAUGCCCCCCUACCACGCCUACCCGCCGCCCAACGCCCCCCCGCCGGGACCCCCCCCUCCUCCCCCCACCUCCUACCCCCCCUCCAUGCCGCCGGCCUUCCCCCCGCCCGGCUACAACCACAGCUACCCGCACCCGCCGCCCCGGAUGCCCCUGGGCCACGAGUACCCGCCCCCCCCCGGUCACGACUACCCCCCCCUCCAGGGUCACGACUACGCCCCCCACCAGGGACUGGAGUACGCCCAGCACCAGGGACUGGAGUACGCCCAGCUCCCGGGACACGAGUACGCCCCGCCGGGGCACGAAUACGCCCCGCCCCCGGGUCAUGAGUAUGCCCCGCCCCCCGGUCACGAGUAUGCUCCGCCUCCGCUGGGGAUCCCAGGGUACCACCCCCCACCUCUACCGGGACAGCCCGGCGGCAUGCCCAUGAACCACGGCUGGUUGAGAUGAGAGAGACAGACGGAGAGAGAGAAAAGAGAGAGAGAGAGAGAGAGAGAGACAUACAGAGAGAGAGAGAGGGAAGAAAGGGGGGAGAGAGAGGAGCAUGGGAGAGAGAGGAGCAGGGGAGAGAGAGGAGCAGGGGAGAGAGAGGAGCAGGGGAGAGAGAGGAGCAGGGGAGAGAGAGGAGCAGGGGAGAGAGAGGGUACAACGGACGUGACAGAGAAAGGGUCCAACUGCACCAAACCCGUUAGGGACCUUAAAGCAUGGCAGCUGAAAUGUUCCAGAAUUUCACAACGGACCCCCCCCCCCCCCCCCCCCCCACACUCGGCUGGCAUCCCAAUGCGCAGUGGGAAUUAUUUUUGCUUACGAUUUAUUUUUUAUGAGAUAAAGCCAUAAUAUGUGACGGACACACUCGGUUUGUAAGACUGUAAACCCAUUGCCGUACUAUUGGCAGUGCAUAUUGUUUUGAAUGGAAGACGUAGAAAUGGCCACUUGCAAAGAAGAAAUUGUUUCGCGCCCCCGUUUGAGUGUUUCAGCAUUAUUGUUUCAACCCAUCUCAGAUUAGGUUUUAAAUAAAAGUUUUUUACUAGUUCCCCGCGCAUUUCUUUCUUUUGACUUUUUCACUCAACUUUUAUGUUAUCUAACGUGAAAUGUAUUUGAGUUUUUUUUUUUUUUUUCGUUUUGCUUUCAACAUUCCACCUUAUAUCAGUGAUUUUCUUUUUUGUUCUUCAUACAGCUAAACGUGUGCUUUCUGCAGAGGAAGAUAAGCUAUUAGACGUAUUAAUUUCAAUCCAUUAUUAUAGACAUGUUGGGAUGCUUUCCAUGGUUUGAGUUGAGCUGCAGGGGACAGUGCUAUAUGAGUAACCAAACUUGAAGCUGUCAUUAAAUCAUCCAUGCCUAAAACUGGAUGGCCCAAGCGCUGUUUGUUUUUAUCUGAAAUCUAGAAUUUCUAUCCAGAUGUGCCUUCGCCGCUGAGAACUUUAGCUAACGAGCCCCUCCCAGUUCAUCUCCCACAUGGAACUUGGAAAAUAAUAGAUGCAUUUUCCAAAAGGUUUUCCGAUUUUUUUCCCCAACCAUUUUGAACAUUGGAUAUACUUUUUUAGAUUAAAUGUUUGACAGUUGUUAGUUUGUAUGAGCUGUUGGAUGAAAUCAUCAUCACAAGUGGAUGUGACCACCUAGAUGUAUCACUGAAACAAAAGAAAUGGCAUAGAACUACUUUCAAGCCGCUUGUAAUGGCUCACACUUGUGUAUUUGUCGACCCGCGGUGAAUAAUAGGCGGACGCCAGUCCCAGCUUCCCAAGCCCUUGACCAGGGAGAGAAUAGCUAAAUAGUGUUAUUGUACAUUUCCACCAGGGGGCAAUCUUACUCAAGUUGAAUCGGUCGCGCUGUCCCCGAUUCACAGCAAAGCUUUUAAAAUGAAUAGAUUUUCUCACUUUCACCGCUAAAAGUCGUGUGUAUUUAUUUUAUUUAUAGCCGCCAAUACCUGAUAUUGGUGUGUUUCAUAAAUCAUGCCUUUGCUACAGAAAUCGACAUUUACAUGGUAUAUUCUAUAAAUUCUGUGUCAUGGUUUUGCACAUCUGCAUGAAAAACGACAGACAUUAAAUAAAAAAGAAUAAUUCCAAUUCAGAACACCAUGCAUAAAACAAGUGGCAGGUUACAGAUCAAACAGAAUGUAGGUCUACAACUGUAUCAUGGCUUCAAAUGGGUAGAAAAAAUUACAUAAAAGAAAUGAAGAUUUUUGCAGACCAAUGGUUUGAGAUAUAAGAACGGAAAGCACCCUUAACUACACUUCGUACAACUAAAAACUGGAAAUGGAAGAUCCUGAGCUGUAGGACAUAGAGGCCAAAACAGAGGUCACUUUUCCAAUUGAAUCGCAAAUCAUAGACUUAACAUAAACAUAUUGGCUAACAGUGCUUGUUCAUUCUGACAUCAAGGAGAAAUUCCUGUUAAAAGUGACAUCUAAGGGUAGACUUAAUCAAUCUUACAGUAUGAACCAAAAAUCAAAAGCAUGCCCUGCACAAACACAUCUGCUGAAUCCACAAAACAAGGUGUACGCAAAACAUUUUCGGUUUGGAUAGUUGGAUGUCAAUAGUUUACUCUGCAUUGUAUCUCAGGGUGCUAUGAGAUUAUCAACAAAUUAAUUGUCAAUCACCUUUGUGUGACGGCCUAGGAUGAUGAUGUAGCAAAUGUCUUCAGCAGAUUCUAAUUGUGUCAGAAGUAGGGUCCGAUAAUUGGGGGGGGAAAACAAGAUUAUCAAGCAUACUACAAUUUCAGAAGAGCAAGUCUUAACUCCAUUAGCUCGCGUUUGGAGGCACGCACACGCACACGCACACGCAGACACAGACACAGACACACAGAUGGGCAAGGGAAAAGACCCCCAAACCUGAGAGCGUGAUUGUCAAGUGUAUACUGAUUGAGGUGAUUUAAUAAAAAAAAUAUCUUUACACAUUUUCAGCCAA